Xiphophorus couchianus (Monterrey platyfish) is the source of this 2729-nucleotide messenger RNA. Its product is annotated as growth hormone secretagogue receptor type 1-like. Gene Ontology annotation, biological process: G protein-coupled receptor signaling pathway; hormone-mediated signaling pathway. The coding region runs from base 551 to 2284 and encodes 577 amino acids. Gene Ontology annotation, molecular function: growth hormone secretagogue receptor activity. The record is from RefSeq and is a predicted model, not a curated record. The transcript has 5 exons. NCBI's taxonomy places the organism in Eukaryota, Metazoa, Chordata, Actinopteri, Cyprinodontiformes, Poeciliidae. Gene Ontology annotation, cellular component: plasma membrane.
CUUCUGUUGCCGUUAGUAGCUGUGGUAUGAUCAGGAUCAGCUCUCUGUUCUCUUUACAAGAAUUAUAUUUGAACCCAUGUUUUAGACAAAUUUAAUUAAAUACAGUGUUUCAUGUAUAAUUUUGCCAUGUUUCGUACAUGCUUUUAACAUUAGCUAAAAUGUUGUCCGUUUAUUUUACAACAGUAAACUGCUGUCAGCUGUUCAUUGGGAGCUAUUGCUCCGUUUUUAGGGUUAUUUAUUAUAUUUUGUUUAAUGUUUAAGGGCAGGAGGUGCUGGACUGAUGUUAACUACCAACUUGAUUUUCUCUCAUUGUUAUUUAUGUUAAAGAUGAGAUUAGUCAUUAAUGAUGUAAAUUUAUGCGAUCACAGUCAGCUCGCCCCUUUCUCUGCUGAAGCUCUUCUCAGUCAGAAGCUCUUCCUCCUCAUGGCUGGUGGCCAUCGAGUGUCAUAGGAAAUCCAUCGCCGUGCGUCACCUCUGCUGCCCGUAUCCUGGGGGACAUGCUGCUCCCCUCUGCCUCCUUCUGCCAAUUCAACCCCGCCUGCGCUUCAGCAUGGAUCUGGCAGACUUGGAAGACAUGAGCAGUGGCUGUGAAGGCAAAAACUGCAGCUUAGCAUCAAGGCUCCAGGAGGACUGCAGAACCCAGGACUGCUACUGGGGGGAACCCAUGUUUGGACUGAUUGAGUUAGUUUGCGUGACGAUGGUUUAUAUUCCACUGAUGUUAUUCGGCCUUCUUGGGAACACCUUGACCAUACUGGUGGUGUGGCUUCGUCCGCACAUGAGGAGCUCGACGUACCUGUACCUGAGCAGCAUGGCCGUCAGCGACCUGCUGAUUCUCCUUCUGCUCCCUCUGGAUCUGUACAAGCUCUGGAGACCCAGACCGUGGCCCCUGGGAGACCUUGCCUGCAAGCUGACUAUGUUCCUCUCAGAGUGCUGCACCUUCUGCACCAUCCUCCACAUCACCUUCCUGUCCCUGGAGCGGUACGUGGCGGUGUGCUGGCCAAUCACAGCCAAGACCGUCGUGACGCGCCGCAGAACCAGGGUCAUCAUCGGCUGCCUGUGGCUGGGUGCGGCUGUCAGCGCAUCGCCCGUCUUGAUUAUGGUCGGAGUGGAGGACGUCGGGGGAGAGGAGUUUGGGCUCAACCAGUGGAGGGAGGAUGGGGGCCGGCUGGGCGGAGAGGGAGAACAGGGAGGGAUAAUGAUGAACAUAGCGGAGAGAGGAGGCGCAGUCAUGGCUUUGCUGGAUCCACGGUUGGAGGAAAUAAAGUUGGGAGAGAAGGAGAAAGAAGAAUGGGCUGAAGACCUCACAGGCUUUAUAUGGCUUGACGACAAAAACAGCAGAUCAAGAGAGGGAACUGAAUGGAAACCAGGGGACAUUAAAGAUAAAACAGAAGAAGCUGAUGAGCCAAAUGAGGAGAAAAGGAAGAUGGAAUUUGAGAAAAAUCAGCAAAACAAAAAGAAAGAAGAUGAGGGGGGAGGUAGAGAGGAGAGAGCCGAUUCAAGCCGUGGCGGAGAGAUCGACAGGAGAGAGUGCCGCUGUACGCACUACGCCAUCUCCUCAGGUCUCUUGUCCGCCAUGAUGAUUCUCUCCAACUUGUACUUCCUGGUGCCCCUUUGCAUCCUGGGUCUGGUGUACACCCUCAUUGGACGAACACUGUGGCUCCGCCCAAAGAGCAGCAGAAGAGACCAGAGUCACCGAAGCACAGUGAAGAUGUUAGGAGUGAUCGUCUUGGCAUUUGUGCUCUGCUGGCUUCCCUUCCAUGUCGGCCGGACUAUUUUAUCCCUUUCCCUCGGCUCCAGCGUCGAGAGACAAGACGCCUCCAUGAACGCCACGUCCCACGCUGACGCGAACACCGGCGCUCUCGAGAAAAUUAGGACAAAGCGACAGUCUCACAACAGUACAACGUAUGAAGUGCCAAACAGGACAGCGGCUCCUGGAGGCCCACAAAAGGUCAAACAAAGUCCCGGCCCUCCCACCACCACGAGCGCGUACACCGCGACGCCCCCCGACCUUUAUGUUGACGUCGCACUCGACGCUCUCUUAAACAGCACACACUCUCACCCUGACACUCACAUGUACUUUCUGUACUAUCUGUCUCAGUAUUUUAAUCUGGCGUCUUCUGUCCUCUUCUACCUCAGCGCCGCUGUCAAUCCGUUACUUUAUAACCUGAUGUCUGCCAGGUACAGACUGGCUGUCCACAGCCUCAUACACAAACACCCUCACACACACACACACCGCCUGCGCACGCUCACGGCUCGGCACUCCACCACCACCACCACCUUGUAAGCUACCAGCAGAGCUGCGACGUUCUCUCCAGAUCACCCCACAGAUUUAGGGCUUAGCGCCGGAAUGGCAUGGACGAAGGUUACUGUUAUAUCUUGAAAACCAUUUUUGUGUUGAUUCGGCAGAAUUUUUUUAAGUAUUCUUAAAAAAAAAAAUAAAAAAAAGGCCAGAAGACAAGUUUUCAGUCUUCUGGCAGAGGGGAUUAAUACAGCAAUUCCCAACAAAUCCACAGGAAAUUAAGCAAAAGUGCACAUGAAAUUAGGAAUAAAUAUGUAUGUUUUUUUUCAAUAUAAAUCUCAGGACAUCAAACUUGAAGUUACAAAUUGGUCAACUCAAGCUGACAUGGUAAGAGUGGAAAAGAAGACACAGCAGUUCUUUGAAGAAUGUUGAGUAACAUGAGCUGCAAAAUGACUUCCCUUAAGGAUCAAUAAAGUAUUUCUGAAUUGAA